Silurus meridionalis is the source of this 2488-nucleotide messenger RNA. RefSeq names its product WD repeat domain, phosphoinositide interacting 2 (gene wipi2). Lineage: Eukaryota; Metazoa; Chordata; Actinopteri; Siluriformes; Siluridae. Gene Ontology annotation, biological process: protein localization to phagophore assembly site; protein lipidation; nucleophagy. Bases 200 to 1477 code for a protein of 425 amino acids. The transcript has 12 exons. Gene Ontology annotation, cellular component: extrinsic component of membrane; cytosol; phagophore assembly site membrane. Gene Ontology annotation, molecular function: phosphatidylinositol-3-phosphate binding; protein binding; phosphatidylinositol-3,5-bisphosphate binding. The record is from RefSeq and is a predicted model, not a curated record.
CUGCGCAUGCGUAUAAUGAUAGGCUGCAAACACUUGAGGGAGAAAAACAACACCACCACAAUCAGUGAUCGACGCGAGGCUGCAUCUCAAUGUCCUCGUUAGACUGAUUAAAGUGUUGGCGACACCUUCAUUCUUCAAAAAAACCUAAUCGUAUUUAUUGCAGUUUCGAAUUUUGACUUGACUUGUAGAUGGUGUGCUCAUGAACCUGGCCAGUCAGAGCGGAGAGGCCGGCUGCAGCCAGCUGCUCUUCGCCAACUUCAACCAGGACAACACGUCCUUAGCAGUUGGUACGAAAUCCGGAUACAAGUUCUUCUCUUUGUCCUCAGUUGACAAAUUGGAACAGAUUUAUGAAUGUACUGACACGGAAGAUGUCUGUAUUGUGGAAAGACUGUUCUCCAGUAGCCUUGUGGCUAUUGUGAGCCUCAAGGCACCCAGAAAGCUCAAAGUGUGUCAUUUUAAGAAGGGAACCGAGAUAUGUAACUACAGCUACUCAAACACUAUCCUGGCUGUGAAACUAAACAGACAGAGGUUGAUAGUAUGUCUGGAAGAAUCGCUGUAUAUCCACAACAUCAGGGAUAUGAAAGUGCUGCAUACGAUUCGAGAGACUCCUCCAAAUCCAUCAGGAUUAUGCUCACUUUCAAUCAGUAAUGAUAACUGCUACCUGGGGUAUCCUGGAAGUGCAACAAUAGGGGAAGUGCAGGUUUUUGACACCGUUAAUCUGAGGGCCGCUAACAUGAUCCCUGCUCAUGACAGCCCGUUAGCAGCACUGGCUUUCGACGCCAGUGGAACAAAACUUGCCACGGCUUCUGAGAAGGGAACGGUCAUUCGGGUGUUCUCCAUUCCAGAGGGCCAGAAGCUCUUUGAGUUCAGGAGAGGGGUGAAGAGAUGUGUGAGUAUCUGCUCCCUGGCCUUCAGUAUGGAAGGACUUUAUCUGUCUGCCUCAAGCAACACAGAGACAGUUCAUAUCUUUAAGCUGGAGACACAGAGAGAAAAGCCUCAGGAGGAACCCACUACUUGGACAGGUUACUUUGGGAAAGUACUGAUGGCCUCCACUACGUAUCUGCCUGCGCAGGUGUCCGAGAUGUUCACACAAGGCCGGGCCUUCGCUACAGUCAGACUGCCAUUUUCAGGACACAAGAACAUCUGUGCUCUAGCUAUAAUCCAGAAGAUUCCCCGACUUUUGGUGGCGGCGGCAGACGGCUACCUUUACCUGUACAACCUGGACCCACAGGAAGGCGGAGAAUGCACACUGAUGAAGCAGCACAAGCUAGACGGAAGUGCAGAACCUGCAAAUGAAAUCCUAGAGCAGACGUCCCAUGAGCGCCCACUAGUGGCACAAACAUACAGCACUGCCAUUGCCAAAGGUUACCCCGAGGAUCAGGGCGCGGUAGGCGGCGCUGGUGUGGAGGACGAUGUGAACGCCUUGCACCUGGACGAGGAAAACGAGCAGCCUCCACUAAUCCUAGAGACCGACUGAGCGCUUCAACCCCCUGCAUCCUUCACACCACAGGGCAGGAAACAAAACACAGAGUUGUAUUUUGAGAGGGAGGGGGGGAGGGAGCGCUUUUUCUUCCUCCUCUGGCGCUGCUAUGAGAGGGGUUAAGAAGAGAGGGCAUUUUGUAAGCAAGCCUAGCUGUAGCCUUCUUGUCUGUUAUGUGUAGAUGUUUCACUGUCCGUUCCCCAUUCGUGGCUUUUUAAAAACUGAAUUUUGGCGCCCAGACUCCCUUUUUCCUAUAAUACUAAAGCAAGAAGUGUCCGAGUUACAGCCAUCAAGUCUAGAAGCUUCGCAUGUACAUGUGCCAAGUGCAAGUAAAAAACAUUUGCUCUUAUUUUCAUGAUUCCGAUGUGUUUAGUGGACAUUUUCUCCUUGACAUACGCUUUCAAAUGAGCACGUGUGCGAGCGCGCCUGUGUUCGUUUCUUUUCUUUUAAAGCAGAAGAUAGUUACCUUGAUAUGCCUGCCCCCCCAUCCUGUGCAAUGUUUAAUUUCAUUGUCAGAACUGUGGGGUGUCUCAUCUGUGGCUGUUCUUGUGCCGAAAUGUGAAUAUAGUAACGUUUAUGAUGCCUUCAUGUUACUUUGCCAGCUGAAACGAUUAAGAUGACACUGACAGUUGAAACAGUAUUCGUCACAAGCUGCGUUUUUCUGAUUGUCAGGAAUGUUUUUUUUCUUCUUCUCUGAAAUUUAGAUUUUUUUUUUUUUUUUUUAAUAGACCAAUAUCCCCACUACUUUAUGGACCAUUUGGUUAUCCAGUUGGGCAGAUGGAGGUUACAGGUCAAGCGUCUCUCCUUCCCUUUCUCCCUCCCUGACCAAUGCAUCUUCCAUUUCCCUGAUCUAAUCGCAGAAUAUCGUGCGCCACUAAGACUUUAUAAAGCAUCAAACAUAUCUUUUGGAGUGGAAAUGUGGUGUUACUAUGGGUAGAUGUUGGUGUGCAAACACUGCCCUGUAAUAUUAUUUAAUAAACUGCCAGCAAUUGUCUGGUUUUCAGUUUA